AGGCAUAGAAGAAAGCCAUGACAUGAGUUUUUAAGACUAAUUUGCUUUAUUUUGUUGCCUACGAUAAGUUUUCUGCAAGCUAGUAAAAAAAUAUUUUUGGUUACCAUGGCAACGCAACGUAGCAUCUUUCAGUCUUGCUCCAAUUUGAAGCCCGAAAGUCCAUCCAAUUCCUAGAAUUUCCUCAGUAUUUUCAAGAGGAAGCUAUAUGACCCCUUACAUGAAGUAUAGCUAGUCGGAGGUGGCGUGGGAUUGAAAGCUGGCGUGUUUUCAACUGUGGAGAUACUGUGAGAGCGAGAUUCGAGUUUUAUAUCAGCGAAGUUUUUGUCUAAAAUGCCAGGAGGGAAGAAGAAUACUGUAUAUAGAAGAAAGCGGAAAGGAAAGCCUUUUACUGGAGUGCAGAGAUACGCAAGGAAAGCGAAGAAAAUGCCGCGUGCGGAUAGAGAAGUCACAAACUCAGCAUCGAGUUCCUCGUGUGAUGAGGCUCUGUCAGAUGCCGAAAGUGCUUCCAUCAGUGCUUCGAGACUCAAAAUGAGACCAGAAGAUUCACCAGAUAGUUCAUCAAAGAUUUCUGAUGUAAAUGAUUUUCAGGGAGAGGGAUACAGACUUGUAGACCUCAAGAAAUUAUAUGCCACGUUGUCUGAAGCACAUGUGUGCGAGGAAGGGAGUUUAACUCUGAAGGAGAAUUCUUCUGGGAGAAAUGGGCUAAUGGCAGACCUCUCUGUGGAGUGUAGCUCCUGCCUUGAAGCUUCUACUGUGUGCCAUUUUCAUAGUGGAGCUGCCAGCAGAGCAAGAAUAAUGCAGAGACUGGUAAUUCCAGCAGGGGAGUACACUCAGAAGGCCUCAGAAGAAAAGGACAAGAGGCGGUUGAGAAAAUCGGACCUUCAGACCUCUGCUAAAGAAAAGAAGCGCCGGCAAGGAGAGCAAAUGAGGCGCACACGCAGAGAAGAUGCCCUACGGGAGGCUGAUGGUGAUACCUAUGAACCUGGAGGCUUCUAA
This is a messenger RNA of Pocillopora verrucosa, 996 nucleotides long. RefSeq lists its product as uncharacterized. Lineage: Eukaryota; Metazoa; Cnidaria; Anthozoa; Scleractinia; Pocilloporidae. The record is from RefSeq and is a predicted model, not a curated record.